Betta splendens (Siamese fighting fish) is the source of this 7990-nucleotide messenger RNA. RefSeq names its product RAB11 family interacting protein 3 (class II) (gene rab11fip3). Bases 1214 to 4480 code for a protein of 1088 amino acids. Lineage: Eukaryota; Metazoa; Chordata; Actinopteri; Anabantiformes; Osphronemidae. The record is from RefSeq and is a predicted model, not a curated record. The transcript has 14 exons. Gene Ontology annotation, molecular function: calcium ion binding. Gene Ontology annotation, biological process: endocytic recycling; regulation of cytokinesis. Gene Ontology annotation, cellular component: midbody; recycling endosome membrane; endocytic vesicle.
GGAGGAGGAGGAGGCGGAGGCGGAGGAUGGAACAUUGCUGAUGCUGAUGCGAGAGCUUUCGGUGUCUGUGAUCAACAUCGGCGGACGGACUGGCAAACGAUGGAGUCGUCUGGUCGCGUUUGAGACCGUCUCUGCUCCGUGACGGUUUUUGACACCGGACGCUGACGCGGAUGUGCGUUUGAGGCGAGAGCCAAAGGGGGGAUUCGAGGAGGAGAGGACGGUCCCGUCUCGUCUCGCCUCUCGCCUGGCCUGCCGUGUGAGUGACACAGGUGGAUUGCAGCUGGAUUCGGCCUCGGAGUGAAGACACAAUCUCGGACUAUCGGAGAGGUUUUACCUAUUACAGCUGCCGCUUAACUGGUGUAGUAUCGAGGCUGGGUUCGGAUUCGGGUAGAUGUGCGGGUUAGCAGGGGAGCCGUUGGGCUUGUUCGCUAGCUAAUAGGCUAAUUUCGCUAGCUAGUCGGUUAGCAGCCGUCUUGACCAAUGGCACGAAAGAAGUGGGAUGCUGGAAGGAGGAGUUAGCGCUAGUUGCUAGCAUAAAUUCAUCCGAGCGGAGUCUGCCGCUGGUAUAAUUAUCAACUCGCGGCGUAAUGCUACGCUAAGCAUCAACGUCUCCGCUCGAGGUUCGUCCGGGUCCGAGCGCACGUCGGCGCUUCGCUUCCUCGCUUCGGCUCCCGCAAAUUAGCUCGCGAUGGAAGCGAUUAGAUAGUCGGCUAAGAAAGCUAAUGUUGACAAACAUUAACGCGUUAAUUCCCAUCGCUUGUGACGCUUCUGUUUAGCUUAUCGUUUCGAAACGUUAUUUCGGGGCUUUGAGGCUUUUUUCGGGCAGGAGCGAAGCAUGCUGACGUCGGAUGUACCGAAGUUGGCACCGAGCAGCAAAGGACCUGCCGAGCCAGAAAACAACAUAGUGAGUUGAAAUGCAUUUACCUCAGAGCAGGCGUCACUAGAGCUAAAGACGUUUAUUGCGGUACAAAUCCAGUUUCUGAAUCCGGACGUUUUUAGAAUUGGCUCCGGUACAUUUUAUGACGCCUGGCAGCACUUUAAACACAAGAGCACAACAAUAAUCGGAGAAUUUUGAGUCAUUUUUUUUUGAGAUUGAACUGAAAAUGUCUAGUGCCAUUUAAACAUGGCAAUAAAGCCGAUGAAGUGGAUCAUCAGUGAGAUAAGACCUAAUUCCACCUUCCAUAAGUUUUGAGAGGAGGAGCUGCCGGUCCAAAUGGAAGCGACGGUCCUGUCUGGCCCUCUGGGGCACAUUCAGUGGGAGUCCGACCAGCCAUUUCCUGUUGGAUUUCAUACACUGGAUUCAGACAAUGGAGGUGUGCUCUGUCAAAACAAGGGUGACCAGACAGGUUUAGACUUCAGGCAUCAAUCCCAGCUAAACGAGGAUGGGAAUGUUUUCCAGGACAAGCUGGUGGAGCUGGACAACCUCAUAAAUAUGUCUGAUCUGACGCGUGGCGAUUUGAGGUUCAAGGAGGAUUCCCGGGCGUCUCGCCGUAGCGUUCACAUCGAGGGAACAGGUGAAAACGUUGAUAGCACCUUGGCGUGGCUUUUUUCUUCCAGCGUCACUGAUGACUCUUCCCACGAGGAACCAAGUCCUGCGCAGGAGGCCUCUCUUGAGACGGGAAAUGCCCACAGUGCUGAGGCUGAGUUAAUUGGUCUCAGCGAACCUGUCUCCACAUCAAAUCUUUCUGAAGGAAAUUCCAAGAUUAACACAGAGGAUCCUCUCUUAUUGGUAGAUCUGUUCUCAAGUAAACCCCUUUGUCUCCCUCUAGAAUCUGCAGGUGAGUUAAAUUCACCAGGUAUCAGCGAGGAGCUGGUCGACCUGUCACAAGACAAGCAGGCAGACCUCCCUCCGCCCCAGGACGGGCAGACGUUGUCACCUGAGAGCGGAGACAACGGUUUAUUCCCCGAUCAAGUGACCGAUCUGCUCGUAACCUGUAGCACUACCCUGCCAGGUUCACCCGAGAGCCGCCUCCCGCACAACCAUGUCAGCACGCCGCUGGAGCGUUCAGAAGGAUCUGUGCCUUUGCUGGAUUUAGAGAUUCCAGAUUAUGACAGCAGUCUGAGCCUGUGCCCUGCCAGUGCCGCCUCCGUUUUCAGUACAGGUGCGCCCUCGCAUUCAUCAACGGAGCAGUCAGACGUGGACCAUGUAGGAGCUGCUGUAACUACAAAUCUGACUUUAGAGCAACAAGGUGAGAAUGACUCAGUUGUUCUGGCUUUGCCAUCGGAAUCUUGUUCAUCACGGACGGUGCCUGAGGUCAGAGAUGCCAUCAUCCAGGGUGAAUUCAUCAGCGAUGGCUGCUCUGUGGAGCAAGUUCCUGUGGAUUUGAUCAAAGACGAGCUUUGUUCAGAGGUAAAAAAUCACAGGAAUGAGGCAAUGGCUUUAGAUCUGUGUCCGACCGCUGAGGCCUGCGGUGAGGACACCUGGGACUUGAAGCCACGGGAGGAUGUGCAGAAUGAAAGUGUUCCCGAUCAGACAAUCAAGAGGGAAGAAGACCGGUUGACGGACACUCACCAGGUGAAGGAAUCUGACUGCCAUGAGGUGGCUUCGUUUGAGUUUUCACUUCAGGAAUUAAGCACUUCAGAGGCUGUGUGGACUAGUGAGCAAACGGAGACACUAUCCUGCUCUAAGAUGGUGGUAGAUGACUCAUUGCCAUUAGUUUCCACCGUGAAUAGAAGGGAAGAAGACGUCUCGCCACUAAAAGCUGUGUUCGACGCUUUGGACCAAGAUGGAGAUGGCUUCGUUCGUAUCGAGGAGUUCAUGGAGUUUGCUGCUGCAUAUGGGGCUGAUCAGGUGAAGGAUCUGACAAAGUUUUUGGAUCCCAGUGGCCUGGGCGUGAUCAGCUUUGAAGACUUUCAUCGUGGAAUCUCUGCAAUUAGCAAUGGAGGUCCGGAGCCACAGCUGUACAGUGUAAACUACAGUCCAGGGGACGGAGCCGUGGGCUGUCCGGAGGAGUACGACGAGCAAAAUGAGGUGACUGACAGCGCAUACCUGGGCUCUGAGAGUACCUACAGCGAGUGCGAGACCUUCACUGACGAGGACACGGGGGCACUCGUACCCCCCGAGAUGCAUGAGGAUGUGGAGACGGACAGUGGCAUCGAGGCCACCCUGCAUGACCCUGAAGACAGCAGCAAUAGGUUUUCCUUGAACUCUGAGCUCCACAGCCACUCUCUGGUGACGGUCAUCGGUGGAGAGGAGGAGCACUUCGAGGACUUUGGGGAAAGUAACACGUCCGAGUUGCUGGUGGAGAGCAGCGUGGAGGGGACAGAGGGGGAGGGCGACUCCCCUGACGGGCCUCCGCCUGAGCAUGUGAAUGGCUCCUCACUGCUCUCUCCUAGCGCACCUGCUCCUCUCCCUGAUUGCUUUCAGAGCUUCCUCAGGGAGGAGGCGCUGGACUUUUUCUGUAGCCAGUGUCACAAACAAAUAAGUCGUCUCGAGGACCUCUCCACUCGGCUCAAUUUCCUUGAGAUGACUAGUGCUGGCAAGAGACUGUCCAGUAAGAAAGUGGCACGACAUCUUCUCCAGAACAGCUCAAUGACUCUGGACACCAUGAGUGACUUAACACGGGACAUCCUGGAACUCGCGGACAAUGACAUCACCGACAAGGUGCUCCUGCUUGAGCGCCGGGUAGCGCAGCUGGAGAAGGAGUCUGAGGCCUCGGGGGAGCAGCACACGCGUCUGCGCCAGGAGAACCUGCAGCUGGUGCACCGGGCCAACGCACUGGAGGAGCAACUGAAGGAGCAAGAGCUCUACGCUGAUGAGCAGCUGCAGCAGGAGACCCGACGCCACAAAGAGGCGUUGAGCAAGCUGGAGAGGGAGAGAGGGCUGGAGCUGGAAAACCUGCAGGCCAGGCUUCAGCAGCUGGAUGAGGAGAACAGUGAGCUGAGGUCCUGUGUUCCCUGUUUGCGAGCAAACAUAGAGAGACUAGAAGAGGAGAAGAGGAAACUACAGGAUGAAACAGAAGCCAUGUCUGACAGGUUACAGGAGGAGAUGGAAUCACGCAAAAAGAUGGCUGAUAAGCUGAGCCACGAACGGCACCAGAAUCACAAGGAGAAGGAGUGUACUCAGGAGCUUAUCGAAGAUCUGCGCAAACAGCUGGAACACCUACAGCUGUACAAGCUGGAGGCUGAGGCAAAGAGGGGGCGAUCGCCUGGGGCAGGGUUGCAGGAAUACCAGACACGCACCCGUGAAGCUGAGCUGGAGCAAGAGAUCAAACGACUCAAACAGGACAAUCGCAGCCUGAAGGAGCAGAAUGAUGAGUUAAACGGCCAGAUUAUCAACCUGAGCAUCCAGGGAGCCAAGACCCUGAUGUCGGCGUCUUUCUCCGACUCCCUGGCAGCUGAGAUCAGCUCGGUGUCUCGUGCCGAGCUUAUGGAAACUGUCCACAAACAGGAGGAGAUUAACUACAGACUCCAGGAUUACAUUGACAAAAUCAUUGUGGCCAUCAUGGAGUCCAACCCCUCCAUCCUGGAGGUGAAAUAGAUGCACUGCAGCUAGAGGGCCAUGCACAGUGGCUUAAACAAGCCUACCAGGAGGAUGUAAAAAUAUCCAGUCCAUCGUUUUGGUAGAAAAAAAAAAAAACUAAGACGCACCCCACUCAUUCAACAUCCUGAUGUUCAUGUCUGUCAGUGAAAUAUAAGCUAUUUUUAGUUCGAUAUACUUUGCUCUUAUAGCAUACUGUAUGUGAGCACUUGUGUGUGUUAUUUCUUCUAAAGGCACUUGGGUUCUGGUGAUGUCCAUGUAUUUGGCUAGAGGGACCUGAGUUUUCUGUGUUGAGUGGAUGAAUGUGUAGAUGUGUACCAGAAGUCAGUAUAAUUUAGAGCCCCCCCCCCUCUGGUUUGAUCUGAUGAGAUACCUAAAGGCCUUAAAGGAAAGGUGAUCUAAAAUGUACAUACAUGCAUCCAUGCUUCAGUUCUGUCACUGGCAUGGUAACUGGGUCGUGGUCUCCUGAACCGGGCUGAGUAGUGUUUUAAUGAAAGUGACAAAGUCAUAUGAAGCUCUGGUCAGGAUAGAUUAGUCUGCUGUGCUGCAACCAGCAUCAACAACAGUGUGUUCUAUCCCUAAAUCCAGUAACACGUCUUUCCAGUGAACCCAGGUGAAGGACAUUUCGAGAUGAGGAGAAAUGCCUGGAGGGUUUGUUUGUGUGUGUGUGUGUGUGUGUGUGUGUGUGUGUGUGUGUGUGUGUGUGUGUGUGUGUGUGUGUGUGUGUGUGUGUGUGUGUGUGUGUGUGUGUGUGUGUGUGUGUGUGUGUGUGUGUCUGUGUGUGUGUCUGUGUGUGUGUCUGUGUGUGUGUCUGUGUGUGUGUCUGUGUGACGUGCUGCUCUGUAAAACAUUAGGGUUUUUAAAAGAGCUUGUGACACAAUAUUUCCAUGUGUUGUUUUUUUUUUGUUGUUUUGAGAUGAAGCAAUGGUCUUGGCGCUCAGGUUGGCUGGAAACCUCUCCCUCUGAGGAGUGUUUGAUACUGUAAGUCAAACAUAUCUCACAAAGUAGACUGACUGGAACUGACGAAACUAUCAAACUGAGUUAAAUGAAGGGAAACCAAUGAGUUCUGGUAUCUAGUUUCAUUGGUACAGCCCACCUGAGCCCAAUGUUCUCUUGCUGAAUGACUCCAGGCUACCAAGCCUUUCUGUGAUUUUUAUUAUCACCAAAAAUGUUGUUGAUGCUGACAAAUGUUCAAAUUUGACAGGUGUAUGUGAAGAAUCAAAUGCUUGUAUUUUGCACUACGUUUUGUUUUGACUUUUGUGUUGUUUUCAUGAUAGACAACGUUUUGUGAAGGGAUGAACCUUAAAAUGGAAGAUAAACUUGUGAAGGUACACUAAUAUCGGAAGUACUGAAGGAAGGUGUAAUCGGCAGCCACGCCUCAAGCGUUUUCAUUUCACGGUGGUUUUAGCCUCUGUUGCGCCGGCUAGUGGUCUGAUUCUUCUUGAUCCAAGCCUGAUCUGCAGAUGUAAUACUGGAAAACGGGGCAGGCUUUGGUAGCAAUAACGGUAAACGGUGAAGGGCAGAACAAAAGCGAACCUGCCCUCCAUUCUGCUGCUGAAGCGACAUGACUUUCUGAAUCUCUAUGGACUGGCACUGGAUGGACGCCAUGCUUCUACGUACUGUGCAGCCAAUAGUACUUUGGACAUUUCUUUCAGACUCAGAAACUGGACACAAAUGUCAGGUUCACCCUUCACACGUCCUGACGGAUUCCUGUCUGAGCUCGGGGAGGCUGCUUUUGUCCAAACAGCGUAGCGCUCUGCACCGCUAUGCUGAGAUUUUCUGUUUCUCGCCCCCUCUUCACCCUUUUAAGUCUCACUUUCUCACUGCGCUUCUUCACUCGCCACUCCCCGGGAAAAAAAAUGGCCUUGGAUGUAAAUGACUUGUAAAUGUAAACUUUUUUCUACACUCAUUCUAGAUUCUAGGUAUUUUUAUAGUCGGAAAAAGGAAGCAACAUUUCUUGUCUAAUGCUGAGAGACAGCUGCCUGUAUUCCUCUCUAGCAUGUAGCGUGUACAGCAUACGUCGGGUUAUUUCUCUCUUAACUCACAAGCAGAUAUUUAUUCAUCAUUUGACACAAACGACAACUCGCACUCUGAUCUGUUCCUUUAAAAAUAUAUUUGUACAUUUUGAGUUCACGCGGGGAGAUUAAUUCAUGGUGAAUGAGUCUGUGGGAGAAUUUAUUCACUUACUGUAAGAGACUUGUUUAAAGCAAAGUUAUAUUGUCUGAGUGACUCUUUAUUGUGCACACUAGCUUGAAUGUGACCUGCUCAGAGUGGUCAUGUGUUGAUGUCGCUGCACUCUUCCAUAAUGCUGAUACAGCUUUGACAUCUUCAGGGUUGUGAUUUUUAUGGCAGGUAUAUUGGCAUAGUUUGCAGUUUCUACAGUUGUCUUCCCAGAUGGAGUCAUGUACUGCAUGAUAACAGAUUUUUUUUUUUUUUUUAUUAUUGUAUAAUUCUGAAUCAGUUGUUUGACUUGUGUUUAGGACUGACAGACCAUGUGCUAAUAUCUGUUAGUGGAGUUGUAGAGGUUGUAAGAUCUCGUAAUGACACUACGACACGCGGCACCUAAAACCUCAUAUCCAGGCUCGCUGAGUUCAGCUUUCUGCCUUUUAGUGUGAUAGGAGGUUUAUUACUUAAUGCUUUUAGAGGAAAUGAGGGAAUUGUUUCUGCUUUACGAAGAGGAAAAUUUAUAUAACAGUUUCUUCUCUUUGCUUCAUAUUUUUGUUUGUUUUUGACAGAUUUGAUGAGUAACAUGGCUGGCAACAGAAUAUCUUGACAACAGGCGAGACCAGAGCUGAUAAAACAUUCCCUUUUCGCAGAGAUGUAGGUGAUUGCACUUUAAGCUGAUUGAGUAGGUUUGUUUUAAAAUUUAAAAAUGACCAAAGACAUUUGUUCAAACUGAUCAUUUUCUCUAUCAGGGUCCUCAAACAUACACAUGGUAACAGUUCACUGUUCUAAAGGAAACCAUGAAUUAAUGGGCUCUGCUUUCACUGAAAGAAAAAAGAAACUCACCUGUUAGUCUCAACACUGUGCCUCUGUGUCUCAAACUUUGCCUCUAAACUAACCUGAUGAUGAGCCCUGAGUAAAGCACUGACCACAUGACUGUCAGUUUGUUAAAUUAUAACGAUGAAAUCUAAACUGUAAAUAUGAAAUGUCAUUUUUGUGAACUCUCGUUUCUCUCUCACACUCACUCACUUCCACUGUCCAAAGAAAGUUUGCUCAAGGCACAAACAUCACUAUCUGAGUAGUGGAUGCUUUGCCAUUAUGUGACAUGGGAAGAUAAUGAUAAUACUGUAGAAAAGAGAAAUUGUAAAGGUAAAUUUAUUCCUAUUUUCAAAGAUAAAUGUAUAAAUUAUAACAGUAUUGGUUACAUCUGUAUAUUAUUUUUUGAAGAUCCCUAAAUGAUCGAAUUCUAAUUGUUACUGGAAAAUUAUAAUUUCAGUCAUUGUAAAAAGAGAAAAUUUAAAGGUAAACAGUGAAAGUAAGGUUAGAAAAAUAAAUGGAAUAAAAUAA